Messenger RNA from Hippopotamus amphibius kiboko, 878 nucleotides. It is a transcript of the gene ROPN1L, whose product is annotated as rhophilin associated tail protein 1 like. The transcript is spliced from 6 exons. The record is from RefSeq and is a predicted model, not a curated record. Lineage: Eukaryota; Metazoa; Chordata; Mammalia; Artiodactyla; Hippopotamidae. The coding region runs from base 109 to 765 and encodes 218 amino acids.
GGCUUGCGCUCCAGUUGCCGGGUCUGGGCUGUUGCUAGAAGCGGCGGUUGGACCUCAUUUUCCGAGGAACCCGAGGAGGAGCGGCUUGGUCCUGCUCUGCGGAGAGUGAUGCCGCUUCCCGACACCACGUUCUGCGCGCAGCAGAUCCACAUUCCUCCGGAACUGCCGGACAUCCUGAAGCAGUUCACCAAGGCUGCGAUCCGCACCCAGCCCGCCGAUGUGCUGCAGUGGUCUGCAGGGUAUUUUUCAGCUUUGUCAAGAGGAGAUCCACUUCCUGUAAAGGACAGACUCGAAAUGCCCGUGGCCACUCAGAAAACAGACACAGGCCUGACUCAAGGACUCCUUAAAGUUUUGCACAAGCAGUGUAGCCACGAGGAAUAUGUGGAAUUAGCAGAUCUUGAGCAGAAAUGGAAAAAUUUGUGCCUGCCAGUAGAAAAAUUCAGAGCUCUCUUCCAGUUGGAUCCUUGUGAAAGCAAAAUCGAGUGGAUAAAAUUUUUAGCGCUUGGAUGCAGCAUGCUUGGUGGGUCGCUGAACACGGCGAUGAAGCACCUGUGUGAGAUCCUGACGGCCGACCCAGAGGGCGGGCCUGCGUGCAUCCCCUUCCAGACUUUCUCCUACGUCUACCGUUACCUGUCGGGACUCGACUCGGAUAUCCCUGCAUCGGACACGGAGUCCUACCUCUCCUCUCUGAAGGAAAACAUAGACUCUAGACAGAAUGGCAUGAUAGGACUUUCAGAUUUCUUCGUUCUAAAGAGGAAAGUUUAGAAAACCUCGAAAAGAAAAUUCAGAAGACAGGUCAUUAACACAGAGAAGAACACAUUUUAAUGCCAAAGGAGUGCUUUGUAAAACCUUGGCACUGAAUACAACCUGUCAUUAAC